Molecule: messenger RNA, 4619 nt
Organism: Oncorhynchus kisutch (coho salmon)
Lineage: Eukaryota; Metazoa; Chordata; Actinopteri; Salmoniformes; Salmonidae
Gene: clcc1
Product: chloride channel CLIC-like 1
Exons: 9
Coding region: 436-2307 (623 amino acids)
Cellular component (GO): membrane; endoplasmic reticulum
Molecular function (GO): chloride channel activity
Source: RefSeq, a predicted model, not a curated record
CCGACCUGCGAAUGGCAGCAAUAAGCAACACGAAGAAGAAUCUCACACAAACUGUCUUCAAAAGUUGUCAUUCCUGUGCGUUAGAAAAUAGUACGGAUUGUCAGUUGCUAGCCUAUUCUACGUGUAGUACAUUAUCCAUAUAGUAUAUUAUUUAUGGUAAAUUCUAUGCUAGUCUGUUACCCAGUUGUUAUUUAAUUUUCCCAUGGUUGAUUUGAUAGCAGCUAGCUACAGGAACUAGGUAUAGUCUGUGUAGCUAGCCUAACGUUAGCUAACGUAACUGUUGUUCAGUUACACCUGCUCAGAAGAAUAUGCAGCUAUGUUGUUAAUGAUGUUUAUUGCUCUGUUGGGUUUAUUUAGGGUGUCUGUUUUUAAAGCCGCGAGUUCUCUGUAGUUGGUUAGCUAGCUAUUCCAUUGGCUAACGUUAGACAUUUUAACAUGAAGACGUCAACAAGUGCGGUCGUGAUGCACAUCUUCACUGUUGCUGUAUGCAGCCUAUUGCUGGUUGCUCAAGGGCAGAUGGACGACGACGAAUGGCUUGAUCCGCAUGAUAUGUUGAACUACGAUGCAAGCUCAAAGACCAUGAGAAAGCCUGCUCAGCCUGCUGAGUUGAACAAUUACCCUAAUGUACCCACCAAAAGAAGGGAAUACAGCCAGGAUUUGGAUAAAAUGGAAGUAAGGGAGUGCAACAACAAAGUGGAAGGGUUACAAAGAGAGAUUGAAGAGUACAAGAAGAAGAUUACACAGGUUGCACAGCAGCCGUCAAGCAACCCAGUGUUCAAGAGAUUCCUCACCAAGCUUCUGAAGGAGAUUGAAAAAGUUGGCCUGCCCACCGAUGUCAAGAACGAUAUCCACUACGACGCCAAAGUGAAACUGUCUCGGCAAGCGGUGACGGAGAUCCGGAAGCUUCUGGAGGGAAUGGACACCUGGAGAACGGGAGCUCUGGACAAUGCCCUCAGUCAGAUCCUGGUGGAUCUCAAACCACAUGACUACGAGGCCUGGAUUUGGCACUUUGAGGACACCUUUGGUGUGGAGAUCGACACAGUCAUGAAGGUGUCUGUGUGGGUCUUAAUCAUAGUGGGCAUCAUCUGCAGUGAGCUGUGGUCUACAGUCUCCUGGUUUGUCCAGUUCAAGAGACUCUUUGCCAUCUGUUUCUUCAUCAGUCUGGUCUGGAAUUGGUUCUAUCUCUACAAGAUUGCGUUUGCCGAGCACCAAAACAAAAUGGUGAAGAUGGAGGGCGUCGACGCAAAAUGCACUGGGAGGAAGAAAAUUGACUGGUGGGAUAACUUGAAGGAUUGGUACAGAGGUGCCAUGACUCUCCAAGACGAUCCCUGUAAGAUGUACUACGAAGUCCUCAUGGUCAACCCCAUCCUUCUCGUACCACCAACUAAGGCUAUCACUAUGACCAUCACCACCUUCUUCACGGAGCCUCUGAAGCACAUUGGUCAGGGGAUCAGCGAGUUCCUACGAGCCCUCCUCAAGGACCUACCGGUCACCUUGCAGAUCCCUGUGCUAGUCACCAUCGUGCUCGCCAUCCUGGUCUUCAUGUAUGGCAGCGCUCAGGCCGCUAUCCAGCAUGGCAUCACCAGACCGCUGCGUGUCGGUGGGCCCAGGGAUCCCUCUCCCCCAGCCUUGGAUCAGCCCAUGCCUGAGGACCGUCUGAGAGGGACAGACCGCAACCCACAGGCAGGGGGGGACGCCCCUCAAUACUCCCCUCUCCCGCUUAAACGCCGACUAGGACCAGCAGCCAACCAGGGGGCUCAGGACAGGACCUAUGUCGGCCAGAGGAGCCCCCCCCCCAGGGCGCAAAAGGAACCGACCAGGAGGUACGUGGAGACCCUGAGGAACACCGACUGGCGGUACAGCGAGGACAAGAUUAUCUCAGAGUGUUGGGACGAUUUCACUGAUGCAGUGGAUACCAACCCCCUAACGGUAGAGGGUAAUACCAACAUUCAGGCAGAUAUGCAAGAAGAACCAGUUGAAGUUGGAUCCACAACAGAAGGCAAUGACUCGCAAGAAGCUAAACCCUCUCCAGUGAAAGCUAAAGCCAAACCAGAUGAGGAUGUGGCAUCUGACUCUAAAGGGGCAGCUGAUAGCAUGGCUGAGCACCAGGCUGAGUAUACUGGAGGUCGUGCCAGCCCAGUGCAUGCCACUCCAGAAAGUGGUCUCGGGCACGAGCAAUAUGACAAAUUCUUGAAACACGAACCAGAGAGUAAUUUUACGCUUCAGACCCACCCUGCUAACGCAGCCAGUGUAGCAGGUUUCAUUGACAACAUUGAGAGCGUGUCAGUCGCUGCUCAGCUUAAGUAGCACAUCCAGUGUAGCAGGUCUGUUAGGCCAAUACAUAGGCUUCAUUCUAAGCGGUAUGCUAAUGGAUAUUGGAAACUGUUUCUGGGUACAGUCAGUAAGCCCCCUGUCCUUGUAUGUUAAAAUGCUUACCACAGCAUUUUACAUGGGAUGAUUCAGAUUCUACAUAAAUUGGUAAAUAGUACCUUCUCUUAAAUCAGCUAAUUCAGUGUUUUUAAAUUUGUUAUUCCUAUUUUCUUUUUGCUGUCAUGUUUUUCUUGCUUUUGUUUGUGUGCCUGGUCAAUGUGCAUGUACUGUCAACACAUGAAUAUGAAUGACGUAUGUAUGUUGUGCAAUAAUCCUGUCACUAUUUUGUGGCAACUCGCCAUCUCUUCUGAAAUGAUGUGAUUUAUGUUGUGUGUUUAGGGCUCGACAUUAACAUUUUAUAGAUUUGAGUUCACAUCACCAUAUCAAACAGUUUCCCUGAUCAGAAUAGAAUCAGUGGUGUCUGGAUGCAAUGUAUUGCUGUUCUCCCAAUAUCUGAACAAGAUUUCACUGAUAGGCAGAGCCGUCUUUCAAUCAUCCCUGGUUGUGAGAUCCGUGUGUAGCCACACGUGCACAUUUGUUGAUAUUCCUUGCUAAUUAGUGAGUUAUUUGCACAGUUAUAGCAAACAGGCUUCAUAUGGUAAUGAAAAUCAUGUAAAAGUCAUGGUUGGUGCAUCGGCUGCAUCUAUGCGAGUGGGCCGGGAGAGGGAGACAUUGCAGCAUGUAGGCCUAGCCUCUAAAAUAAAGACGAGACAGCCAAUUCAACACAUAUCUUGUAGCCUGGCUAGUUAACUACGGUGCAUUUGGAAAGUAUUCAAAUCCCUUUCCUUUUUCCCCACAUUGUUACAUUACAGCCUGUAAUGAAUUCAUUGUUUUCCUCAAGCUACACCAAUACCCCAUAGUGACAAAGCUGAAAUAACUUAUGUAAACAAGUUAGAUGCUUUGCUAUGAUACUCAACAUUAAGCUCAGGUGCAUCCUUGAGAUGUCCACCUGUUGUAAAUUCAAUUGAUUGGACAUGAUUUUGAAAGGCACACCUGUCUAUAUAAGGUCCCACAGUUGAUAGUGCAUGCGAAAACCAAGCCAUGAGGUUGAAGGAAUUGUUCGUAAAGCCCUGAGACAGGAUUGUGCCGAGGCACAGAUCUGGGGAAAGGUACCAAAAAAUGUCUGCAGCAUCGAAGGUCCCCCAGAACACAGUGGCCAUCAUUCUUAAAUGGAAGAAGUUUGGAACUACCAACACUCUUCCUAGAGCUGGCAAACUGAACCAUCGGGGGAGAAGGGCCUUGGUCAGGGACAUGACCAAGAACUCAAUGGUCACUCUGACAGAGCGCUAGAGUUUCUCUGUGGAGAUGGGAGAACCUUCCAGAAGGACAGCCAUCUCUGCAGCACUCUACCAAUCAGGCCUUUAUGGUAGAGUGGCCAGACGGAAGCUCCUAAUCCCAAAAUGGGAGAACUAAACAAUAUUUCUACUUUUGAGAAUGUGGGAAUGGUCCGUGGACAGUCAUGUUGAGUGCGUUUCAUUUGGUACGUGCGCAUAGACAUUACGUCGUCGUCAUGGAACCGCCCUUUUCUACUCCAGAGUAUAAAACCACCUGUGAUGAAAUGUACGUUUCAUGCCAAAGAGACCCACCUUAAGCUGGACGUCUCGAAUGGUUAAGAAGUUAGAGAACACCGGGACAGAGUCCCAACGUUGGAAUGGCUACAAUUCUAUAGGCCACGGAAACCAUACAGCUGUAGUUUGGCUACACGGCUGGAAAUGGUUAAACUCAGUCUAUCGAUCACAACAGAAUAAGAGCAAAUCUUAGAAGUAUAAUUACUAGUCUGCAGCUAGUAAUUACGUAAAUCUAGAACGAGAAUACCGACAACCGCCAAAACAUCAACCCUAUAAGAACAUUUCCGAAUGGUACUCUGAAGUAACCAUUCUAACCACCUACAACCACGAAAGGCGUGACUUUUGGGAAAGUGAACCAGACACUUUGAACUCUAUAGGACGAUCGAGUAUUCCAACAGAGAAGACAACGUCAUACGGGCAUAAAUAUAUAUACAUAGAAAUUAUUCUUGAAUGAGUGGCCUUAAAUGUGCAAAAGAUUAGCAUUUCUAUAAUUAUCCACUGUGUGUAGUGAAUCCAUUUUGUCUUUCCCACUCUCGCAGUCUACACCCCUUUCCUUUGUCUACCAAGCCGUCAUAUCUGCUUGCCCCACUAAGGACUUUUCUAUCACUGUUAGUAACCAAUAUCUACUGUUUUAUCUUAUUCUGUGUGAUUAUUUGGUAAAUAAAUAAUUUAGACAAUUUG